Hemibagrus wyckioides is the source of this 2908-nucleotide messenger RNA. RefSeq names its product putative protein MSS51 homolog, mitochondrial. The coding region runs from base 969 to 2252 and encodes 427 amino acids. The record is from RefSeq and is a predicted model, not a curated record. The transcript has 7 exons. Lineage: Eukaryota; Metazoa; Chordata; Actinopteri; Siluriformes; Bagridae.
AGCUGCUGUGUGUGGAAUGACACAGAGUUAUAUGUCUUUGUGUCCAUUUUUUUGUUUAAAACGGUCCGUUGUGUGCAGCAACACGGUGUCGGCUCUUUUGUUAACACCAGAGAUAAGCUGACCGCACUGCACCCGGACCGCACUGUACACCUUACUUUGUAUCGGACCUUAAACAUUUAAGCAGUUUGCCCCGGGAUUAAUAAAGUUCUUUGGAUCUUGAAUAAAAGAUUACGUCCACUUGGAAAUAACGUGACUGCUCAAAAAAUUUCCUUUAAAAAAUGAGUGAUUGAAGCUGUGGUCACUCGCUCUGCACCUGGACAUCAACACACCCAGACGUUCUCCUUCUACCUUCUUGUUAGUAAAGAGCGCGUGAUUUAUUUGCACUUCCUUGGUCUUUGCACGUUUGCUUGUAAACACUGGGUCCGUAGCUCCGCCUACAUCACAUGUGACCUUUCGAUGUGAUUACGUAGUACGUAGCAUCGCAGACGCUCAUCCCAGAGCUAGCGCUAGACGAGCUUUUGUGGUUAAAAAGUCUACCAUUUUUAUUUUUAAAAGGAAAUGAGUGAUGGUGUGUGUAGAUAAGAUCCUUCUUUCUGGACUGGGAUGGAGGUUUAGAGCUCUGUGAAGCUGCAUUUAAACUGUAUUCUGGAAGGUCAAACUCACAGAGCACCACUGAAGUCCACUAUAUGGAGAAAAAUCCUGGAAUGUUUUUCUCAAAAAACAUCAUUUUUUUUUACCACUGAAGAAAGAAUGACAUGAACAUCUUGGAGGACGAGGGGGUGAGGAACAAGGACAUGGAUGAAGUUCCAUACCUCCUCCUGUACCCAGAAUGCUCAGAGGUGGUCCAUGUGCCUGGGACAGAGAGGUCAGUCCUAUUGGCUGAAUAGAAACAGGAGCAGGGGAAGGCAUACUGCAGGAUCACUUUUUUUCACAUGUCCAGAAAAACACUAUAGAGGAGACUGGUGGGAAUGGCAGGUAAAGUUCCAGCACUUCCUGAAUCCUUUGCUCCGAGUCCUGACAGUGUCUUCUCUGACCAGUUUGGAUUCUUCUCUUUGGACUCAAAUGUUCCUGGCCUCUCCAAAGUCAUCCUGGACAAUCUGAACAUGAAGGACUUCUCAGAGUACAGAGCGGCUCUGGAGGGCAGGGGGAAGGUUGGCUUCCGUUCUCAUAAGGAGAUGUUUCAGAAAAUGGAGGAGACGUUUAAAUUCUGUGCCUGCUGCUCCAAACUCCCCAGAAACCUGCCUGAUCCCUCGCUGCUCCGCCUCUGUGCCAAGUGUCUGAAUGUGUACUACUGCAGUAAAGAGUGCCAGAAGAAGGACUGGAGUCUUCAUAAGAAGUUCUGUAAGAAGCUGCGGGUGGUGGCCAUCGACAGGCUAGUGGACUGGCUACUACACACAGGAGAUCUGCCCUUCCCCACAGAAACAUGGACUCAUCCUGCUAAAGCGGUCCGGUGCUGGGAUGAUUGGCUCUCCAUGCAGGGUGACCUCACCGCACGGAUGGAGCUGAUCCUGUCUGGGAAGAACAUGACUGACCUCUGGACCAACGCUUGCCGGCCACGCCCCGAAGAGGUGGAACUUCGUGAAUCAGUGUGGCGUGUGUGUAGCGAGUUCCUCUCACGUCCACUGACGUUAGGUCUCGGGAUUCAGAUGUUUCUCUUGGACCCGUAUUCGCGACCUCUCACCAUCCACCUGGUGGGGGCGGGACACAACGAGACCCUGGGUGCGAGGACGACAGAUCUGGAUGAGCUGAGUCGUAUGUUCCCUGGACAUCAGGGCCUGGAGGUGGUCAUGGUGGGGCCGGAGGUGGUGAAAGGGCCGAUAAUGAGACCUCCAUUAAGGGCGUUUGGUCCACGAGGAAGAGUCUACAUCAGCGCCUACAAGGGGCUGUACCAUGAGUUCUGGGAGGAGCUUGUGGAGAAAGGAGAGGCAGCAAGACCAGACCUUGUGGUGGGAUUUCAUCCAGGGUUUCAUGCAUCUCAGGGUUUGGGAGAGGGCUGGCUGCCCACACUGCUGCUGCUCCGAGAUUACUGCAUUCCCUCAGUGUUCACCAUGUACAACGAUGGAGAGUUGAAGUACUCAGUGCAGAUCUUGAUGGAGUUGGAGAUGGACAUUAAAGGCACUGGGCCAAAUCCUUUCAGUUCCCAGAAGCCUGAGCAAGUGCAGUCGAGUCCCAACAAAGAGCCGAGCUACUGCAACGCCUUCUACCUGAACUUCCAGGGCCUGCUGGAGGACAAGCUGGAGGAGGAGGACUAGAACUUUCACUAUCACCUUUAACUAAGAUCUGGAGAACCUUGUCACAACCCCAACAAGGACCAAAGCACCUUUCAUCUUCACAAACAAGUUCCUUGAAACCUUCAUUCUCCGCUAAGAAGAAUUUGAGCUCUGAUCAAUCCAUAAAAGAAGGAAGAAGUUCUGAAAUCCUUCAAUUUCCACAAAUAUUAUCUCAGGAAGGAAUCUUUGGUCUUUAAUCACACAUGAAUGACACUAUAACAUUUAAUGUCAUGAAAGAAGAUGUUCUGAAGCUUUAAUCUUAAAGACACACUCUGAGGAACCUUUAAUAUCUCCUCAUGAGUGUGAAGGAAACUUCAGAUGCAGUGUUUAACCUGAAUGUUUUUAACACCUAAACCUUCUCAGUACACAGCGAUGGAGUUGAUUAUAGAAUUGGAAAGAUGGAGAAAAUUGGACUGAAAUCUGUUUUUCUUCCUCCUGAAAUCAGAUCUUUUUUCCUGGAGUGAGUUUUCAGGGUUCUUCAGGUUCAUUAAUCCGCUCAGGAAGCUUCAGUUUUAACCUGCGCUGCCCUCUAGUGGACACACCGAGUAACUGCACAUGUUAGAAACCACAUUUACUGAAAUGUUAGACAUUCGUCUGAAAUAAAAUAAAUGUUCCAGCUGUUCUUCUAUUAAACUGUG